Messenger RNA from Nasonia vitripennis (jewel wasp), 1665 nucleotides. RefSeq lists its product as uncharacterized. The transcript has 4 exons. Gene Ontology annotation, molecular function: nucleic acid binding. The coding region runs from base 1 to 1665 and encodes 554 amino acids. Lineage: Eukaryota; Metazoa; Arthropoda; Insecta; Hymenoptera; Pteromalidae. The record is from RefSeq and is a predicted model, not a curated record.
AUGUCCAAGACUAAAGUAGCCCCUAUUAAGACGGAGAGUUUGCCUCGAUUGGAGUUGUGUGGCUCGGUGUUGCUAGUUAGAUUGUUGAAGCACCUUUUAGAUGGACUUUUAUUGAAGCCUGUAUCAGUGCACUGCUGGACAGACUCCAAGGUAGUUUUAGAUUGGUUGAAUGGUCACCCAUCGAGAUGGCAGACUUUCGUGGCAAACAGACUUCAGCAGUCUUCCUUGUGGUGGGAGAGACCUGAAUGGAUCAGGAAUGAUUGGAGGAAGGUAAUUGAUAGAUUGCCCAUGGAUGUUUCGCUAGAUGUAGUAAAUGCACAGGUUGCUGUUGAGAAGAAGGUUGACGAGAAUCAAGAAUCACAAGCGCUGUCUUAUUUGGAGAAGUUUUCGAGUUUUCCAAAGACGUUGCGGAUUUUGGCUUGUGCUUACAGAUGGCGUUCGAAUGCGGUCAAGCCCAGAGGAAGUCGCUGCACUGGUCAUUUUACUGCUGAGGAGAUGGAGGCUGCUCGAGUCGGUCUGAUUCGUUAUGUGCAAAGUCAGCACUACGAGGAGGAAUUGCGGUGUCUCAGAAGUAAACAACGGUUGUCAUCUCGCAGUCACUUGCUGCGACUUGUACCAUUUAUUUGUCCACAGGGCUUGCUCCGAGUUGGAGGCCGAUUGCAGCCUUCGUUCUUGCAGUUCGAUGAGAAGCACUCGAUUAUACUGCCAGCAUCUAGUAUUAUAGUCAAGAGGUUGAUUGAGGAGGUACAUCGUCAGACUCUUCAUGGAGGCGUUCAGCUGAUGCUCAGUUCCCUCAACAGGACGUAUUGGAUUUCACGUGGGUUAAGAGUUGUACAGGGAGUUUAUCGGCGUUGCCAUAGAUGUAUUCGCUGCGCUGCUCAGAGUGUACAGCAGCAAAUUGCACCGCUUCCAUCAUAUCGAGUUACUCCCCAGCGAGUUUUCGCAUACACCGGUCUGGACUAUGUGGGACCGUUUCCAAUAUUGUUCUCCAAGGGCAGAGGUGCCAAGUCUACAAAGGGAUAUAUAGCGAUUUUUGUGUGUAUGGUUGUUCGAGCUGUUCAUAUUGAAGUUGUGUCAGAUUUGUCCACUGCUGCGUUUCUAGCAGCGUUUCGCAGAUUCACCGCUCGGCGUGGACUUUGUAGGAUGGUAUUCAGCGACAACGGCACCAACUUCAAGGGCACAGCCAUAGAAAUUGACAAGUUAUUCCAACGGGCUUCAUCAGUAUCGCAGGAGGUGGCAGCUGCAUUGGCGAAGGACGUUGCUGCUCAGAUCGAGGCAUGCUUAAAUUCUUGGCCGCUAUGCCCACUGAGCUCUGAGUCCACUGAUUCGGUGGCGCUUACGCCUGGUCACUUUCUUGUGAACGCUCCUCUCAAUGUAUUACCCGAGCCUUUUGAAGACCAGAGAAACAAGUGGCUGACUCCUGGACGACAGUUGGUCGUGGGCGACUUGGUGCUUCUGAAGGACGAGCUCUGCCCUCCAUCCAAGUGGCCAUUGGGUCGAAUUACAGCGGUACAUCGAGGGAAAGAUGGUCUAGUUCGAGUUGUUACCAUCCGUACUGCCAAUUCCGAGUUCCAGCGACCAGUUGUGGAGAUCAUUUUUCUGCCCUCAGACAAGAGUGCACAGAGGGCAGUCUCCGGCCUUCAACCUGAGUCCAGUCAAGACUGA